AUCUUAAUCUCGCGAGAGCAGUGUGCGGGAUUACAGGCCGUGUCACCUGAGGCUCGACACACCGGUGGAGAAGAGGCGAAUUUCCAGUGUGUCAGUGAGGAUGUCUUCUAGCGAAGAGGGUUAUGUGGUCAGGAUCAGAGGACUUCCAUGGUCUUGCACCCAGGAGGAGGUGGCUGGUUUCUUCUCUGACUGUGACAUCAUGGGGAAAAUCAAUGGAGUAUGUUUCACUUACUCCAAAGAAGGCCGCCCCAGCGGAGAGGCAUUUAUUGAGCUAAAAACAUCAGAUGAUUUUAAGAAUGCUCUUUCUAAAGAUCGUAAAUACAUGGGACAUCGAUACAUUGAGGUAUUCAAGUCAAACCGUAGCGAGAUGGACUGGGUGCUGAAGCGUAGCGGCCCUGCUGACUAUGACAGCUCCAGUGGCUGCAUGCUGAGACUCCGAGGCCUGCCCUUCGGCUGUAGCAAGGAAGAAAUAGUUCAGUUCUUUUCAGGGUUGAGAAUCGUGCCAAAUGGGAUUACUCUGCCAGUGGACUACCAGGGGAGGAGCACAGGGGAAGCCUUCGUGCAGUUUGCCUCAAAGGAGAUAGCAGAAAAGGCUCGGGGGAAACACAAGGAAAGAAUAGGGCACAGGUACAUAGAGAUCUUUAAGAGUAGCCGUGUUGAGAUCCGAUCCUACUACGAAGAGCCCCGGCGGGGCAUGGGGGCCCAGAGACCCGGUCCCUAUGACAGACCCAUUAUGGAUGGCUCCAGGGGUGGAUAUUUUAGCUCCGGACUCAGUCGUGGUGGCUCCCUGAUGGACAACAUGAGGGGGGGAGGUGGCUACGGAGGAGGUUAUGGCCAUAGCUUUGAUGGCUACAACGGACUAAACAGCUACGGCUUUGGAAACUGUAUGUUUGACGAGCGAAUAAAAGAAGAGCGAGGAUCAAGAGGCCACAGUUACAGUCGUCAGGUGGAUGGAGGCUCAGCUUUCCAUGGUGGCCAUUUUGUCCAUAUGAGGGGUUUGCCUUUCCGGGCCAAUGAGGGAGACGUUGCUAAAUUCUUCUCACCUUUGAACCCAAUGAGGGUCCACAUUGACGUCGCUCCAAACGGCAAGUUGACAGGAGAGGCGGACGUGGAGUUUCGCUCCCACGAGGAUGCAGUGGCCGCCAUGUCCAAAGACAAGAACCACAUGCAGCACCGCUACAUUGAGUUAUUUCUCAACUCAACAGCCAGCGGAGCCGACAUGAGUCGUGGUAGUUACUAUGGUAACACGGGCUCACGAAGCAGCGGGCUGCGAGGCUCAUACUGAUGAUGUCAGCCCCCCACCCCGUUCCUUUUGCCCCCACCCCCAGCAGGGCAGCCCACCAAUAUAUUUCCCCCAACAAGGAGAGCUGAUCUGACUUCUUUUCACCUCCAAUACUGAAACAGUUGCACUUUUUUUUGUAAGAUUUGUACCUUGUUAGUGACAAGACUGAAUGAGCUGAUAUGUUUAUGGUAUGAUUUUUAUAGGAAUCUUCUGUUUUUCCAAAUGUGGGAGAGGGGAAGUAAACCCCACACAAACCAAAAGAGAUUAAUUUAAUGCUGUCAGGACCAGUCACUGUCACCUCGGAUCACAGCUCCUGCUGUAUAAUCCUUAUUUCAUUUAUUUAACAAGACGUGUGAGCCUUUGUUAGGCUGCCCUCUUCCUGCUUUUAUUUGCUCCUCAGAUUUAACAUUGAGCUGUUUUUUUUUUUUUUAAUUAAUCUUUUUCCAGUUGUUGGAGGACUCUUAAUUUGAGUAUCGUGUUCUGAUCUCCUAGAGUUAAAGUCUAUACUUCAACUGCAAAAUAUCCCUUGCAGCUGUUGUACAUUUUGCGUAAUAAAUUUUAUAUUUAAUGAUCCUAA
Doryrhamphus excisus (bluestripe pipefish) is the source of this 1859-nucleotide messenger RNA. It is a transcript of the gene hnrnph3, whose product is annotated as heterogeneous nuclear ribonucleoprotein H3 (2H9). Gene Ontology annotation, molecular function: RNA binding. The record is from RefSeq and is a predicted model, not a curated record. NCBI's taxonomy places the organism in Eukaryota, Metazoa, Chordata, Actinopteri, Syngnathiformes, Syngnathidae.